AUGUUCCGCAAGAAGAAGAAGAAACGUCCGGACAUCUCUGCCCCGCAGAACUUCCAGCACCGCGUGCACACGUCCUUUGAUCCCAAGGAAGGCAAGUUUGUGGGUCUUCCUCCACAAUGGCAGAACAUCCUGGACACCCUGCGGAGACCCAAGCCCGUGGUGGACCCUUCGCGCAUCACGCGGGUCCAGCUGCAGCCCAUGAAGACGGUGGUCCGGGGCAGCACCAUCGAGGUGGAGGGCUACAUCUCUGGGCUGCUCAAUGACAUUCAGAAGCUCUCUGUCAUCAGCUCCAACACGCUUCGGGGCCGGAGCCCCCCCAGCCGGAGGCGAGCCCAGUCUCUGGGGCUCCUGGGGGACGAACGAUGGGGCCCCGACACAGACCUGUACCUUCAGAGUCCCCGGCCCGAGAGGGCCGACUCUUACGGGAUCUACCUCAACUGCAAUGGGGGAGCCAAAGCGGGCCGCGGAGAGAUCUUGUGGCCAGAAUACCCAGCCGAGCAGGCCCAGCCCAACGGACUGGUGAUGAAAGCCCAGUCGCUGGGGCCUGCCGAGUUCCAGGGAGCCGCUCAGCGCUGCCUCCAGCUUACGUCCUGCCUGCCCAGUCCCCCCUUGGGGCCCUCCCCUGGCCUCCCCUUGAGCAGGAGCGGCAAGGCAAGGAGGCACCAUCCAGAGGACCGCAGACCCCAGUCCUGCCUGGUGGGGCCGGCCGUGGGCAGGCCCGGCGGAGAGGGAAGCCCCAGCCCCAAGGCUCAAGAAAGCGGCUUGAAGAACAAGCUUUUCCGUAGCAUGUUCAUCUCGGAAGGUGGUGGCGGAGGCAAGCCAGCCCCUGCUGCAAAGAGCAAGCCCAACUCCCUCUUCCGAUCGCUGCAGAAAGACUCUCCCCCGAACCCCGCGACCAAGGCGCGCUCUUUGUUCUCCGACCCCUCCGUGGGGGACUUCCACACCCGGAUGGUCUCUGAAACCAGCAGCCCCCAGAAGUCCCUCCGGACAGCUCCGGCGGCGGCCCCGCCCCCAGGCCGCCCCUCCCCUGCCGGUUCCCCUCGGACCCGGCACCCACAGACUAGCGCCAGCAACCUGCACCUCCCCCAGGACCCAGCCGCGGCCAAGGCCCUGGCGACAGCGGGAGAGGAGCCGGGCAUAGUGACCCACGAACAGUUCAAGGCGGCCCUCAGGAUGGUGGUGGACCAAGGUGACCCCCGACUGCUGCUGGAGAGCUACGUGAAGAUCGGGGAGGGCUCCACCGGCAUCGUGUGCCUGGCCCGAGAGAAGCACUCGGGCCGCCAGGUGGCCGUCAAGAUGAUGGACUUGAGGAAGCAGCAACGCCGGGAACUGCUCUUCAACGAGGUGGUCAUCAUGAGAGAUUACCAGCAUGUCAACGUGGUGGAGUUAUACAAGAGCUACCUGGUGGGGGAGGAGCUGUGGGUCCUGAUGGAGUUUCUGCAGGGGGGCGCCCUCACCGACAUCGUGUCCCAAGUCAGGCUGAACGAGGAGCAGAUCGCCACUGUGAGUGAAUCUGUGCUGCAAGCCCUGGCUUACCUGCACUCCCAGGGCGUCAUCCACCGAGACAUCAAGAGUGACUCCAUACUCCUGACCCUGGAUGGAAGGGUGAAACUCUCCGACUUUGGAUUCUGCGCCCAGAUCAGCAAAGAUGUUCCCAAAAGGAAGUCCCUGGUUGGAACGCCCUACUGGAUGGCUCCAGAGGUGAUCUCAAGGUCUCCAUACACAACUGAGGUGGAUAUCUGGUCUCUGGGCAUCAUGGUGAUUGAGAUGGUGGAUGGAGAGCCACCAUAUUUCAGCGAUUCUCCAGUGCAAGCUAUGAAGAGGCUCCGGGAUAGCCCCCCACCCAGACUGAAAAACUCUCACAAGGCUUCCCCAGUGCUUCGAGACUUCCUGGAGAGGAUGCUGAUUCGAGAUCCCCUGGAUCGAGCGACUGCCCAGGAGCUGCUAGACCACCCCUUCCUGCUGCAGACGGGGCUGCCCGAGUGUCUGGUGCCUCUGAUUCAGCUCUACCGAAAGCGCACCUCUACCUGCUGAGCCUACCAGCCAAGUCCACCUGCCACCCAAGCCUGGGGACACUGGAUCCAGGGAGUACCAGCAGCCUUUCAGGCAAGGCUAGGAACAGUGCCUGCCUCAUCUCAGUAUUUUUCUCCAAAGACUGAAUGUGAAAUGAUCCCCCAACCCAUCCGGGUCCCAUUGCCCUUUGGUCCAAUGGGCCCACUAGGACUUUCCCCCUUGAUUUCCCUCUCUGCAUCCCAAGAGAGACGCUGGUUACCUUUGGGAUACCUGAGGCAACUCUUGGCAGGAUGAUAUUUGGGGAUUUCUCCGUACUCCAAUAUACAUCCAAUUCUUUGUACAGAACUGUUUCUGAGGAACUCUGAGGACCACAAUAGUCUUAUCCAAGGCCCGCCGGGCUCCAGGGUGAGAGCCAGUUCUUCUCUCAUCUUCAUUCGGGGACUUAAGAACAUUACACCGAACCAUGUGCUUCAGGCCCGCCAGAUAGAAAAUCAGAGGUGUCUCUGGGAGGAGCUUGUUGGGGGAAAGAUUUUAGAAGCAGAAGAUAUAUUUCCCUCCCUUACAUCCAACUUCUUUGGGGUAGGGAGUGGGGAAGGGUAUGGAUAUCUUACCCAAAUCUCUCUUCUGGCUCAGCAUACAUCUUCCCCUACAAUCUGGGUGCUGCUCUGGUUCUGAGCCAGAAACUGAAUCAAUCUUCAGCUUGAAAACAGAAACUAUUUUCAGUAGGAAACUGUCUCAGGAGAGAAUGUCCUCUGGGACAAAGGGAUGAUUCCCUCUAAGAGUUAGAGGAAGCAAUCAGGAAGCCUUUGGCUCUGGUUAGAUCCCAAAGCCAGGAUCAAUAAGUCCAGCCCCAUCCUCAUUCCCAGAUAACUUGGUUGAGGGAUUUCUUCCUCUUUGCCGGCCCGGUUUCUAAGACCAAGAUAGGUUCCUGGCACGUCUGCAUUUCAGCCUAGGGGAGGUAAGGUGAACCAACCUUUGGGAUCCUUUCAAAAGUGGGUCCUUCCAUUUCUGGAGGACCCUUGGACUUCAGAAGGUCAGAAACAAGAGGUGUCAGAAAGCAAAGGUCGGGUCAUUGGAUUUCACAAAUGGAACCCCUUGCUCCACUCCACCAGGGAGCCAAACCAUCAGGGUUCAACUCUCCACUGGAAGUAUCAGUGGAGGCCUGAGGAAGCUGAAUUGGCCUUCAAGGUCUCAUUUGGACAUUUUGUGAAGACCGUUCCAGGGAUGAGGCUCUCAGAACAAUUUACUUCUGUUUCCUUAAGCCUUUCGAUUUAAUUCAACAAAUACCAAUGGAGCAACACUUACGUGAGAGCACAGUACCAGGGUAGGAGCUCCUUCCCCUCUCCAUCAUCAGGGCUAUUGAAGAGAGGGAUCUCCAAGAAACAGUUUUCUCUGCUCUACUCCCCAACCAGAAGGGAUUUUCGGAUCCCAAUGUUUCCCUAUAACCUGAUUUGGGGCAAAAAUGAGAGUCUUUUUUUUUUUUUUAAGAUCAGAAUUGGAAACUGAUCAUCCUUCCUAGAGAACUUUUGUGAAUUGUUUGCACUUGUUUCCUGUUUUAAAUUAAAAUGGGUGUUCUUAAAUUCAAA
Messenger RNA from Gracilinanus agilis (Agile Gracile Mouse Opossum), 3599 nucleotides. RefSeq names its product serine/threonine-protein kinase PAK 6. Gene Ontology annotation, cellular component: cytoplasm. The record is from RefSeq and is a predicted model, not a curated record. The transcript has 8 exons. Gene Ontology annotation, molecular function: protein serine/threonine kinase activity; ATP binding. Gene Ontology annotation, biological process: protein phosphorylation; regulation of MAPK cascade; intracellular signal transduction. Lineage: Eukaryota; Metazoa; Chordata; Mammalia; Didelphimorphia; Didelphidae. The coding region runs from base 1 to 2034 and encodes 677 amino acids.